Lactuca virosa is the source of this 4039-nucleotide messenger RNA. The record is from the annotation of a GenBank genome assembly. Lineage: Eukaryota; Viridiplantae; Streptophyta; Magnoliopsida; Asterales; Asteraceae.
GAAAAAGAAAUCCUUCCAUCGUUCUCCUCCCCACCUCUCUCUAUUCAUUUUAGGGAUCUCUUGCUCUCUCUUCACUCUCUGCAACUCUCUUCUUUGUCUUAACGAAGAAGAUAUACUCACUAUCUCUCACACACACGCACACACUUUCUCUCUCUCUCUCUCUAUACGUAUAGAUACUCACAUUGUUACUUUCUCUCUCUAGAACACCUUCUCUCUCACUCACACAGCAUAAAAAUAUUGGAACAAUGUCAUUCACUUUACUAACUAAUCACCAUGUGAGGUUCUGACAACUCCCUCUCUCUCUCCCUCUCUCUCUCUAGCUCUCUCUUUCAUAUACUUGUAUCUCACUUGAUAUUUGGCGGAUUCCAAUUGGUUCUUUAAUUUGAGAGCUGGAUCGGUAAAUGGCAACUUCUUCAUCAAGAGGAAGAAGUAGUUCACCUUUCCACCACCGGAAGCCAUCAACUCCUUUCUCUUCCUCUUCAUCAACGUCUUCUUUUAAUAAGCAGCUCAUUCCUCGCUCCUGCUCCUCUUCCGCAACUACGUCGUUCUACGGGGCUUCUGGUAACGGUUACGGUUCCAGAUCCAUUACUCCUGGUGUGGCUAGGUCGGAUUCGAUGUAUUCCAAAGGAGGUUACGGAGGCCGGUCACCGGUCGGUUUUCCGUCUGCUGAUGAGCUUAUUGGAGAGCCGGUUGAUGGUAUGCCGAGAUCGGGAGGAGGUGAUAGCAUUUCUGUAACGAUUCGGUUUCGGCCAUUGAGUGAACGAGAGUAUCAGAGAGGAGACGAGAUUUCUUGGUACGCUGACGGAGAUAAGCUUGUUCGAAACGAGUACAAUCCAGUGACCUCCUAUGCAUUUGAUAGAGUUUUUGGACCCUCUGCUGUCACUCAGGAAGUGUAUGAAGUAGCUGCUCGACCUGUUGUGAAGAAUGCUAUGGAAGGAGUAAACGGCACUGUCUUUGCUUAUGGUGUUACAAGUAGUGGGAAGACACAUACAAUGCACGGUGAUCACCAUUCUCCUGGAAUAAUACCACUGGCGAUAAAGGAUGUUUUCAGCAUUAUUCAGGAUACUCCAGGAAGGGAGUUCUUGUUGCGAGUAUCAUAUCUUGAGAUCUACAAUGAGGUCAUCAAUGAUUUGCUCGAUCCAACUGGACAAAAUCUGCGUGUUCGAGAAGAUGCACAGGGUACAUACGUUGAGGGUAUAAAGGAAGAGGUUGUUUUAUCCCCUGGGCAUGCCCUUUCUUUUAUUGCUGCUGGUGAAGAACAUCGCCAUGUUGGUUCUAAUAAUUUUAAUCUGCUUAGUAGCCGUAGUCACACAAUAUUUACUCUGAUGAUUGAAAGCAGUGCCCAUGGUGAUGAGUAUGAUGGAGUAAUAUUUUCUCAACUUAAUCUAAUUGAUCUUGCGGGAUCAGAAAGCUCAAAAACUGAAACAACUGGAUUGAGGAGAAAGGAAGGAUCUUACAUUAACAAAAGUCUUCUAACCCUUGGAACUGUAAUUGGGAAGCUUAGUGAGGGGAAGGCUUCUCAUGUUCCAUAUAGAGAUUCCAAGCUUACUCGCCUACUACAGUCCUCAUUGAGUGGCCAUGGACAUGUUUCACUUAUCUGCACCAUAACUCCAGCUUCUAGUAACAUGGAGGAGACACACAAUACAUUAAAAUUUGCAAGCAGGGCAAAGCGUGUUGAAAUCUAUGCUUCUCGGAACAAGAUUAUUGAUGAGAAGUCUUUGAUUAAGAAGUACCAAAGAGAAAUAUCAGUUCUCAAACAAGAGCUUGAUCAGUUAAGACGUGGGAUGCUUGUAGGUGUUAAUCCCGAAGAGAUAAUGACCUUAAAACAAAAGUUAGAAGAAGGACAAGUAAAGAUGCAGUCACGCUUGGAGGAAGAGGAAGAAGCUAAAGCAGCUUUAAUGAGUAGAAUUCAAAGGCUCACGAAACUAAUACUUGUUUCUUCAAAAAACACAAUUCCUGGGUUAACUCAUCAAAGGAGUUUCUCUGCCAAUGAGGAGGAUAAUAGUUCUCUGCUAUUGCAAAGUGAUAAUCUGAAUGAUACUCCAUCAGAAAUGUCUCAUGAACUCAAACACAGAAGAAAUUCCAGUAACUUAUCAGCUGCAGGUAGCACUAUCACUGAGUCAACUCAAGUGGGUGACCUUGCUGGUGGUGGGAAACUGGGUGUAAUCUCGAUAGAUCAGAUGGAUCUUUUAGUGGAGCAAGUUAAAAUGCUUGCAGGAGAGAUAGCAUUCAGUUCAAGUACAAUGAAGCGUUUACUGGAACAGUCUGCAAAUGAUCCCGAAAGCUCAAAAACUCAAAUAGAAAAUUUGGAACGUGAAAUUGAAGAAAAGAGAAGGCAAAUGAGGGUCUUGGAGAAACAGAUUAUUGAAAGUAACGAAGCUUCAAUUUCUAAUACAUCAUUGGCUGAUAUGCAGCAGACAAUGAUGAGAUUGAUGACACAAUGUGAUGAAAAGGGUUUUGAGUUAGAGAUAAAGUCAGCAGACAAUCGCAUCCUCCAGGAACAAUUGCAGACCAAGUGUAUAGAAAAUAAAGAACUGCAAGAGAGAAUCACACUGCUGGAACAACAACUGGCUGCAGCCAAUAGUGAGAAAUCCCAGUCAUCAUCUGGACAGAAUGUAUCUGAAGAAUACAUCAACGAGUUAAGAAAGAAAAUUCAGAUGCAGGAGGUAAAGAAUGAGAAACUAAAACUGGAGCACAUUCAUAUAGUAGAAGAAAACAGUGGAUUAUCAGUACAAAACCAAAAGCUAUCAGAAGAAGCAUCUUACGCAAAAGAACUAGCAUCUGCUGCAGCUGUUGAACUAAAAAAUCUAGCUGGUGAAGUCACCAAACUCUCGCUACAAAAUGCAAAACUUGAAAAAGAAUUAGUCACAGCUCGUAGUAAUAACCGAAAAUAUAACAAUGACACCACCACAAAAUCCGGUCGAAACGGAAACGGACGGUCGUUAUCUGGUCGGGUCAAUGACUUUGACCUUGACCCAGAAGAUCUGAGAAGGGAACUAAAUGUAAGGAAACAAAGGGAAGCAAGCCUUGAAGCUGCUUUGGCUGAAAAGGAAAUCAUAGAAGAUGAAUAUAGGAAAAAAGUUGAGGAGUUGAAGAAGAAAGAAGGGGCGUUGGAGAAUGAUCUGGCGAAUAUGUGGGUUCUUGUUGCUCAGUUGAAACGAGAAGCAGGAGUAGGAGGAGGACAAGUUGUUACUGAUGCUAAUGUUAAUAGUGAGAGAAAUGAAAAUGUGAAUGAAGUAAGAAUGGAAAAUGGUGAUUUCAAUAAUCAGGUUCUUAAAGAAAGGCAAGUUUUGGAUGUUGUGAAUGAUGUGCCAAAGGAAGAGCCCCUUGUUGCUCGUUUGAAGGCUCGAAUGCAAGAGAUGAAGGAGAAAGAGCUAAAUUACAAUAAUGGAAAUGGUGAUGCGAAUUCUCAUGUAUGUAAAGUAUGUUUCGAAUCACCAACUACAACUAUGCUUCUUCCUUGCCGCCAUUUUAGCUUGUGUAAAUCUUGUUCAGUUGCGUGUUCCGAGUGUCCAAUUUGCCGUGCCAAGAUUGCUGAUAGAAUUUUUGCUUUCACAUCUUGAUAUUUGCAUUUUACCCCCCUCCCCUCCCUCCAAGAUUUGUGAUAAUAUUCACCCUCACCCUCACCCUCACCUGCUGCCUGGUUAUAUUUUGUGUUGCUUAGUGGGUGUCAUUCUUUAAUUGGUCAAGCUGUAUGUAAACUACUACUACUACUACUAGUGUUGAAAAAGGUAUACUACUGCUCUAUUCUCUUUUCCAAAUGGAUUGUAAAAUUAGAAUAUCUUCUUAAAUAGAAACUAACGGAGGUCAAACCUUUGACCUUUUGUCAUAUAUAAUACAUUAGUUGGUUGUACUGCCAAUUCCUUUUUUCCCACCCUUCCCCUCCACAAUUAUUACUCUAGCUUUUACUCUUUUUAUUUUAUUUUUUUAGCUUCUCUUUUUGGUUGGUUUGUGUAGUAGGUUGCAGAGGAAUGUUUGUUUCAUAUAAAUGUACUUUGUUAUAUAGUCUGUAUUUUUUAUGCAAAAGUAAAAAUGCAUC